This is a messenger RNA of Talpa occidentalis (Iberian mole), 3706 nucleotides long. It is a transcript of the gene STOM, whose product is annotated as stomatin. The coding region runs from base 55 to 909 and encodes 284 amino acids. The transcript is spliced from 7 exons. Lineage: Eukaryota; Metazoa; Chordata; Mammalia; Eulipotyphla; Talpidae. The record is from RefSeq and is a predicted model, not a curated record. Gene Ontology annotation, cellular component: plasma membrane.
UCGGGCUCCGGCUUCGGCGAUCGCAGCACCGCAGCGCGGCUCCGGCUCGGCAGCAUGGCUGAGAAGCGGCACGCAGGGGACGCCCAAGCCCGGCGGGUCCCCGACUCCUUCAAGGAUUCCCCCAGUCCAGGCCUUGGACCUUGUGGAUGGAUUUUGGUGAUUGUGUCAUUCUUGUUCACAGUUAUAACAUUCCCGGUAUCAAUAUGGAUGUGCAUCAAGAUCAUAAAAGAAUAUGAAAGAGCCAUCAUCUUUAGAUUGGGUCGCAUUUUGCAAGGAGGAGCCAAAGGACCAGGUUUGUUUUUUAUCCUGCCAUGCACUGACAGCUUCAUCAAAGUGGACAUGAGAACUAUUUCAUUUGAUAUUCCUCCCCAGGAGAUCCUUACCAAGGACUCGGUGACAAUCAGCGUGGAUGGCGUGGUCUAUUACCGCGUCCAGAACGCCACCCUGGCUGUGGCAAACAUCACCAAUGCUGACUCGGCUACCCGCCUCUUGGCACAAACGACCCUGCGGAACGUCCUGGGCACCAAGAACCUUUCUCAGAUCCUCUCUGACAGAGAGGAAAUUGCACACAACAUGCAGUGCACCCUGGACGAUGCCACUGAUGACUGGGGAAUAAAGGUGGAGCGUGUGGAAAUCAAGGACGUGAAGCUGCCUGUGCAGCUCCAGAGAGCGAUGGCUGCAGAAGCAGAAGCGUCCCGUGAGGCCCGAGCCAAGGUGAUUGCAGCCGAGGGAGAGAUGAACGCGUCCAGGGCUCUGAAGGAAGCCUCCAUCGUCAUCACAGAGUCUCCUGCGGCCCUUCAGCUCCGGUACCUGCAGACACUGACCACCAUCGCUGCUGAGAAGAACUCAACGAUCGUCUUCCCCCUGCCCAUAGAUAUGCUGCAAAACAUCAUGGGGAUGAAGAAGUGAGCCCCGAGGCCAGUGCAGAGUGCGCUUCCCUCCCAGGGGUGGAGCGGGGACCAAACUAGCCUUCAGACCUUAAGGAGAGGGUAGGGCAGAACCGUGGCUGUUCUCCCUCCCUUUCCUUCCCUUUCUGCUGUGUGUGAUGUUCUUAGAGUGUAUAGUGAUCAUAACCGCAGGCAAAAAAAGGCUGUUAGCUUAUGUAAAUACUGAGAGAGAAUUCGGUGAUAUGUAAGAUAAUCUGACUCUUUAAAACAUUUAAAAGUUCUUCUAUUUAGAUGAUUAUGCAAUAGAUUAAAUCCCUCCUCUUUGACUUGCAUUAGUCAUUCUGCACCCGCUGUCAGCAGCUGGCCACAGGCAAGAAAAUAGGCUUUUCCCACCGCCUGACCCUGACUGGACAGGGCUUAGCAGGACACAGUGACUGCAGGCGGCAAGCAGCUUCUCUGGCCCACUUGUGCCUUACUUGCAGGGACUCUCAAUUAAAGACAUUUUCCUGACAUCCGUUUACUCACCCAAACCAUGUUUCAGAAUAACCCUCACUUACGAGGAGGCAUUUUCUUGCCAGUACCUCUCAGCACUGAAGGUCAUGGUCAUGACCACUGAGCAAGGUCACCCUGACCUCUGAGACCCCGACAUCCACUGCUGAGGAGGUCCUGUUAAAAUUAUGCUGGGUCUUUUUUUUUUUUAACUUCUUUGAGCCUCUUGGUGAUUAAAUGACUCACCUGUGAUCUUUCAAACCAGCGAAAACACUUGUCACAAAGUGCUUUUUAUCCACUUUUGCCUAGUUACAUCAGGUUCUAAAUAGUUUUGGUUUUUUUAAAUAAAAAAUUUCUCCAGAUUCUCUUAACAGUUGUCUGUAAACCCAUUUGUAUAGCUUAAGGGCUAAUUUUUUUUCUAUUAUCUUCAGAAAACCAUUAUGUUUUCCUGUCUUCAUGCUUUAACUACUCUAGAUUAUGACCAUCUUGAUGUAAUACUGCUCAUGAAAUAAUGUAAGGGAUUACAACAGAUUGGAGACAUGAUAGCCACGAGUUUGAGAAGACACUCGAACUUGGACUGUCAUAAGGAUGUACAUCUUUAUUUGCCUAGUCAUCCCCCCACCUGUUCCUGGAAAAGGAAGUGGUCAACCCCUCUGAACAAGUUACUCAGUCUGUAAUAUUAGGAAGCCCGUCUGGAAAACUGGCUGGUGACAUUUGUCCUACUUCCUCUGAGUUCACCCAGAGAAAUGCAAGAAUAGCACCUUCUUUCCCCAGAGCCACCCCCAUACCUGUCCCUCACUCGUCAGCCCCGGCCUGGGAGUGUCCCCUCUCAUUUCCAAGUUUAUUUAAGAAAACCUUGAACCAGGUAUCCAGGCUCCUCUAUGAGUUUUUAAAUGCACAUGGAGGGAGCAUUUUUACUUAAAACUCAAGUUGCCUUUACAUUUUGAAUUUUAAAAUGAUAACUUUCUUUGGUGAAGCGGUUUAGCCUUGACCACUGAGGACGAGGAACCCCGUUUCCUGGCAGAAAUCUCUUCCCAGACCCACAGAAACAAUGUGUUCUGGCCCUGAGUUUCCCAUCUCCAGACACCAGAGUCUUUGCUCUUCUGCCUUGUGGACUCACAGCCCAGUAGGAUGGAACAUCAUAGCUCAGGAGGGAGAAGGUCUAGUGGGCGCCAUAGAAUGAGAGGGUUAGUGCAAGAGUUUUCUCCAAGUGGCCUCCCUUUCCUAUGCUGUUCGUCAUAAAGUUUGCACUUUUCCUGACUUCUUUGGGUGAACGUCUGUUUAUUUCUGCAUCUAGUGGUGGUUUUAGUUGUUCAAAAGAAACACAUCAGGUCCUCCCUGCCUUCACUCUGUCGUGUGCCCUCCUGUCCAUCUGCCAUCUCUCUGUGCAGGUACCCUAGGGCGCACCUGCCCGCAUAUCUUCCCUGGGACAUUUGUGACCCAUGCACCCCCACAAGCCUUGGCUGGUUUCAUUUCUCUUUUUUUUUUAAUCCAAAUAGGACAGGAAGUUACAUCUUGCUGUCACCCAGCUAGUCACGCAGGCAUAGCCUCAAAUUAAGUGGAGAGAAAUAGAAGCUAUAAAACCAAUGGGUGCAAAUCAGUAGCAGCUGACCUUCAAAGAACCAUCUUGAAUGAAUGGAUCUCACGUCAGCCACCUGGCUCGGUGCUCAGACACUAAUACAUACAUUCUGUGAUGUUGUCCUCAAAACAGCCUGGUGCUGUAGCUACUCAUUAUGCCUUCUAGGAGGAUGAGGAUGCUGAGGCUCAACGGUUACACUUACCAAGUCACAUGGUUGGCAAAAGCAGAGUUGGGGUUCAAACCCAACCCACCUAAUGCCAGAGUCCAGGGGGAGGGGCAACCCUCCUUUUUUCAAAGGAAACUACUCAUGAAAGAUAAGAGUCUUCUCCCAGAAUCAGUUUGUUAGGGGGAAGUGAUGUCCUGAGUUAAUCCCAUACAGGAUUAACUUUGUGGACCCCACCCCCACUCCAGACUAAAGCCAUCAAGACUCUGGGAAAGACAAAUCCCAUCACCACCAAGGGAGGGUGGUUGGGACCUGAGGGUGGAGUUGGGCAGCCAGGUUGAAUAUAAAAAACCAAACACGUGGGCCUUGGGCUCUCUCUCUGGCUCGCAAUCGCUCGCCUCCUGGCUUCACCGCUCCUGGCUGGCGGCCAGCUCUCAGAGCGCCAUUUUGGGAUUCCUAAUCGACGGAUCGGGUAGGACUCAUUUAAAACUUUGUCUCCCACUUUUCUCCCAGAGCUGCACAUUUCCUCAUUUCCCCUUCCCUUUGUAAAUAAACCUUUUAUUAACCUUUCGCGUGUGCCUGCAGUAG